Messenger RNA from Bufo bufo (common toad), 1447 nucleotides. RefSeq names its product neuronal pentraxin-2-like. The transcript has 6 exons. The coding region runs from base 311 to 1447 and encodes 378 amino acids. NCBI's taxonomy places the organism in Eukaryota, Metazoa, Chordata, Amphibia, Anura, Bufonidae. The record is from RefSeq and is a predicted model, not a curated record.
CGUCCAGGACACGCCUGCUGCUGCUGUCCCUUUAAGAUGAGGCAGUGAGAGGAGCUGGAGCAGCAGAGAGCUCAGUACCUGAGAGGAUCUCACAGAGAGCAGCCAGAGAGGCUCCAAGAAAGUCUCUGCUCGUCCCUCUGACUGCCCCUUGGUCGACUUCACAUCCGCCGACCAGAUCGCACCAACUUUCGUCGCUGAGGUCUGAUCGCAAACGUCUCGGCUCCUGACUUCCUCUCUGUAGUCGGCGCGAGACGAUUCGACAAUACAAACCAAGCAGUCCAGCCUGUGGUGCGGAGCGGCGGCGGUAGGCAUGAUCCUCCUGCUGACUGGGAUUAUUUGUUUACUGGUUUUUGCUACUAGUAAUACUAUAAAGAACCAGGAGAAGACUGGGGAGCGCUUUGUGUGCACUGCCCUCCCCCCUGAUGCCACCCCAGGGUGCCCCAUGCCAGGCUUCACCGGGUCCCCAGAAGAGGAGCUGAGAACUACUGUCAUUCAGCUCCGGGAAACCGUCCUGCAACAGAAGGAGACCAUAGGCAACCAAAAGGAAACCAUCAGGGAGCUGACUGCCAAGUUAACCCGCUGUGAGAGCCUGGCAGAGGAUGGCAAGCAUGGCUCCUGGAAAAAACUAUCCGGCAAAGCGGGAGGAAAAGACACCAUGGGGGAUCUGCCCCGGGACCCCGGUCAGGUCAUCGACCAGCUGGGCCGCACCAUGCAGACUCUGAAGGACAGGCUGGAGAACCUGGAGUAUCAGUUGCGAUCCAAUGUGUCGUAUUCGGCUCUGCCGAGUGACCUCCGAGAGAUGCUCCAGAGGAGGCUGGGGGACCUGGAGCAUCAGCUUUUAAACAAAGUGGCAGAACUUGAAGAUGAAAAGUCGUUGCUUCAUAAUGAGAGCGCAGCGCACAGGCACAGGACCGAGUCCGCGCUCUCUGCUCUCCUGGAAAGAGUCAGCGAGCUGGAGAAAGUUCUUCUUCUGGCAAUCCGAGGUUAUGCUGAGGAUUGCAACCAAGGGACUAUCCUGAAGCAAGGUCCAGACCUCCUUCCAGAGUUUAAGGUCUCCAUGAUUGUGUCUGGAACCUCUGGAAUUGUUGACUACUUAAAACAUGUCUACUGUCAGAUAACUAAGAAGUUAAACAUCCCCCAAGUACUUACCCCCAGGAACAACAUAGAGAAUAUGUCCUCCAGAUACAUCAAGUUGAUGUUAGGUAGACGAUGUGGGUCUUCCUGCUAUUACACAUCACAGCCGGGAGCCGGGAAGAAGAUGAAGAACAUUUCUGGAAAGUAUUCUCCCACAACAAACAUUUCUAUGGAGUAUAGAAAAGGCAGAGAAGAAGUGAUGGUACCCAAGGGUAGGCUGAACAAAGGGUUCCCCACUGCUGAUAACCUCAUCUGUAUUCUUGCGGGGACCUUUGUAGCAAGUUCUCCUGUAGCACCUCCACAGUGGAAAUGA